AUGUUAGUGCACCUGAGGCACUGUGGCGAAUAUUUGAGUAUCCCACACACUAUUAUCCGUCUUAAGGUUCAUCUUCCUGAGAAUCAGAUUGUGUAUUUUAGAGAAGGAGAAGAACAAGUGGCGUUAGAUCGUGCUGCUCAACGUGAUACACACCUUACGGCCUGGUUUAAAUUGAAUUCUGAAAAUGAAGGAGCCCAUCACUACUCAUAUGUUGACAUUCCAUAUCACUUUGUAUUUGAUGAUAAACAUUGUAAAUGGAAGGUUAGACAAAGAGAUGGAAAUAAGGUGAUAGUAAGAAUGUAUAAAGUUAGUCCAACAGGAGAAUUAUUUUUUCUUAGAUUUUUACUUUUGCAAGCGAAAAGAGCAACAUCUUGGGAGGAUUUGCGUACUGUUAAUGGAAUAGUUCUUGAAACCUUUCGUGAAGCGUGUGUUUUUAAUGGUUUGUUGCAAGAUGACACUGAAUGGCAGAAUACUCUUUCUGAGGCAGUUUGCCUAAGCAAAUCAGGCAAUGCCUAA
Messenger RNA from Hydra vulgaris (swiftwater hydra), 516 nucleotides. RefSeq lists its product as uncharacterized. The record is from RefSeq and is a predicted model, not a curated record. NCBI's taxonomy places the organism in Eukaryota, Metazoa, Cnidaria, Hydrozoa, Anthoathecata, Hydridae.